GAGCCCUAAUUUGUCAGAGCCCAUAAAUGGGAGUUCUCCUUCCAGCCCACCUGUUCUCUCCUUCUCAGGGAGAUGGUCUUUAGCCUAGUUUUGCUGCUUUGGUUUGCUCUUUUUGUUAGGAAAAAUGCAACACAACGUUUCCUAGGGGAAGAACCGACAGCGACAUCAGACACUUCGAAUAUGGAAGCCAACCAAGAGAAUGAUGGAGAAGCCACAUCACCUGAUGCUGAACAAGUGAGACAACAAGAGAAUCUUCACUUGAGAACACCUGAGAAUAGGAAUCUCACAGGUGGAGAAAGAGGGGAGAUUUCCCAGUCACCUCAGAUACAAGAGGGAUAUGGAACUCACUUUGAACUACAAAGCUAUGAACAAAUCAAUUCAGUGAGAAGAGAUUCUCUCUUAGAGGACCAAGGUUUAAGUGACGCAACCUCCAGAGGAAGAGAAGUUGUGGAGAGAGGGCAUGAUGAAAGCUUGAUGCAGAGUUCUGAUGUUUUACAGGGGACGUCAGUGCAGAGCAAAAAGAAAACUUAUAUAUGCCCAGAGUGUGGGAGAAGUCUAAGUUCCAGUUCUUCCCUUUCAAGACAUCGACGACUAACCCACACAUUAAAAAGCCUGUACAAAUGCUCCACAUGUGGGGAAAUUUUUAGUUCUAAUUCAGACCUUUCAAUUCACACAAAAUUGCACAAGAAAGAGAAGCCACAUCAAUGCGUAGUGUGUGGGAAAAGCUUCAGUGUGAAAUCGUAUCUUGUUCAACACAGAAAUAUUCACACAGGAGAGGAGCCUUAUAAAUGCACAAAGUGUGGGAGAACUUUUCGCUUUCGUGGCAGUCUUUUUAAACAUACAAGAGCUCAUACUGGAGAGAAGUCAUAUACAUGCUCAGACUGUGGGAAAAGAUUUACUUCUACUUCAAACCUUUCAAAACACAAAACAUCCCACACAGGAGAGAAGCCACAUAAAUGCUUGGUGUGUGGGAAAAGCUUCUGUGUUCCAUCAAGGCUUGUUCGACAUAUAAGGUCACAUACUGGAGAGAAGCCGUAUACAUGCUCAGAUUGUGGGAAACAUUUUAGUUCGAAUUCAAGCCUUUCAGUACACAAAAAAUCCCACACAGGAGAUAAACCACAUCGAUGUGCAGAGUGUGGGAAAAGUUUUAAGUUCAAAUGUCAUCUUGUUCUACAUAGUAGAGUUCACACAGGAGAGAAGCCUUAUAAAUGCUCAGAGUGUGGGAAAGCAUAUUGCUCUAAAUCUGCUCUUUAUAGUCAUGGAAAAUUUCACAAAGCGGAGAAACCAUACCAGUGCUUGAGAUGUGGGGAAAACUUCAGUCAGAAAUCACGCCUCAUUGUCCACAAGGGAAUCCACACUCGAGAGAGACCACAUACAUGCGCUCGGUGUGAGAAACUGUUCCAUCAAGCCAUUGAGCUUCUACUGCACAAGAGAGCACAUAAACAAAAAAAAUCCAAUCAUUGCUUACAAUGCCGAAGAACCUUUCGUCAGCACUACCGGUAUCUUGUACACCUCAAAUUCCACAGGUGUAAGAAGUCAAACAGGUGCUCAAAGUGUGGGAAGAACUUUUUCUGGAAAGGCAGCCUUAAAAUACACAUGAAAAGACCAUGCCAAAGCUAGAUUAUGUGUACAUUUGGAAACUGGCAUAAAUAACCCAUAAUUAACUAGUAUUUGUAGGAAGAAGGAAACCCACGCAGGAGAAAAAGUAGGUUUCUUCAAUAGUCAUAGCUUUUUCUACAACAAAACUUAAACACGCUUAGGGUUGGGGGAAAGUGUCAGUAUCUAAAGUUCAUACCUGUAGCUUCAUGAGUUGCCUAGCCCUAUAGUGGAAAAUCCAUGGACAGGAGGACUUAUAUCACAUCAGGGGCAUUCUUUUAAAGUAUACUUUCGAAAAUGCAUUACUCAGGCCUGUAAGACAAAUAUUAUUUCCUGUUGUUGACGAGAAUUUUUUAAAAAAUUACAUUCAUUUUUAUCAUAAUUAUUUUUUGUGCUCAAGAGCUGGCACCUUGGACUUUAGAACAUGGGAGGGAUAUUGCAUUGAAUGGAGAUGUGGAGCAACUAACUAGUGUUUGUAGGAAGAAGGGAAACCCAUUCAGGAGAAAAAAGUGGGUUUAUUCAGUAGUCAUUGCUUUUUCUACAGCAAAACUUACACAUGCUUAGUGUUGGGGAGAAGCAUCGACAUCUAAGGUUCAAACCUGCAUCCCAGUGAGUUACCUAGCCCCGCUGUGGAAAAAUCCAUGGACAAAAUAAUUGCCUUUUUGGUUGGUGGUGGAACUUUCUGAGGGAACAUUCAGAACUUCUGUCAUUAGGGAAUCUCCUUGAUUUAGCAGACUUCUAUCACCUCACGGGCAUUCAACAUUUUAAGUAUACUUUUCAAUAAUUGUAAUGCAUUAUUCAGACUUUUAAGAGAAAUAUUAUUCCAUGUUGUUGACAAGGAUUUUUAACAAUGUAUGCUAAUUUUUAUCUUCAUUAUGUUUUGUGCUGAAAGGUUUGCACUUUGCCCUUUGGAGCAUGGGAGAGGUGCUGUGUAGAUUGGCAAUGUGGACCGAUUCCUUUUAAAGCUAAAUAAAUGUUUUUAAUUCUG
This is a messenger RNA of Heteronotia binoei (common prickly gecko), 2584 nucleotides long. Its product is annotated as zinc finger protein 883-like. Gene Ontology annotation, cellular component: nucleus. The transcript has 3 exons. Bases 73 to 1620 code for a protein of 515 amino acids. Gene Ontology annotation, biological process: regulation of transcription by RNA polymerase II. Gene Ontology annotation, molecular function: RNA polymerase II cis-regulatory region sequence-specific DNA binding; DNA-binding transcription factor activity, RNA polymerase II-specific. NCBI's taxonomy places the organism in Eukaryota, Metazoa, Chordata, Lepidosauria, Squamata, Gekkonidae. The record is from RefSeq and is a predicted model, not a curated record.